AUGACCUUUGAAGGUGGGAAACAUGAAACGUUAGUAAGUUCCAUCAUCAAUGAAUCGGAUGAAAGAAGCCUGAAGAUGAUUUUGAACCAACCCUCUUGCCCCAAAUCCCUAAUUUUCCAUGUUCAGACUGUGGAUCUUGAUUUCCCUAACACAACUGAAUGCUAUAGACUUUAUUGCCAGAGGUUUAUUGCCAGUGAUAUAAAGGAAUGUGUGUAUGGUGUUCCUGAUACUCCAUAUGAUGGUUGGUGUUCCUUUUUUCAUAUAUCAGAUACACUGAAGGCACUAAGAGAAAAUGUGUCAUUUAGGAAGGUUGAGCUUGAUUCCUUACGUGGACAAGCUACAGUUUUGGCUGUACUUGCGUCUGUCUCCCCAAAGCUGCCUCUUGGCUAUCCAGCCAGGCAGGAGAAAGAAUUUUAUGUCGCCACCAGGAGAACAUCCCAAUUCUUAAAAUAA
Messenger RNA from Lactuca saligna, 453 nucleotides. The record is from the annotation of a GenBank genome assembly. Lineage: Eukaryota; Viridiplantae; Streptophyta; Magnoliopsida; Asterales; Asteraceae.